UAAGCGCCAUAAGAUGUCGCAGCAAUCGUGCGCAAGCGCCUCACGAGGGAUGAGUAGAUUCCUCGCGAAGUAAGCGCACAGUCGAGCGUUAGUACGCGAAGCUGCCGUUUCGUUUGUUCGGCGGUUCUCGGCAAACUUCGGUUUCAUAUUGUAAUUGACGGGUAGUAGGGGUAACCUGGAUCGAGCAUAGAGUAAUAGACGGAGAAAGAGAGAGAGAAAGCAAGAUAGAAAUCAGACCAGGACGGUGCAGUGAGCGGAGACCAGCGUGUCUCCUCUCGUGCAUGCGUUCGCUUGUCAGGACUGUGUGUGUGUGUUCAACACAAAGAAAGAGACAAAAAGACGUAUGCGUGGCGCGGUGAGAAACGUGUUACGAACAGUGACAGACAAGAUGGCGGUGUACUUUGUGCAGUGGUAGUAAUAGUGGUGCGUAGAGCACAUUAAAAAGAGUAGUGGAACGAAAAGGGUUAGUAAAGGGUUGGCAGCUGGUUAGUAUGGAACCAGCUCUGACGUCGACCACGAGACGUCGCGGUCAUCAACAUCAUCCGCGACACGCUACGCGCCGACGUCUCGACGCCUCCAGCAGAGGACCCGCGCAGUGUGGCCCUGCUGAUAUCGUUAAAGAUACGGCGAUCAGAAACAACGAAACAUCAACAACUACAACGUCACCGAAGCUUGAUGAAAAAAGCAAUGUCAUCGAUACAGAAUGUUCCACUGCGGUGACAGUGCCCACAAUCGGCACGAGGUGGCUUCGUGAUCCGACGGCCACAGUGUCCACGAAAGAUGUAACAUCGAAUGAAGAUUCUAACAAGAUAAAAUAUAAUCUUGAACAUGAUAGAGAAGAAAACAUCCGUCAUAGGCUCGCGCAGUGUAGCCUGGAUGUUCUUGACGAACGACACGAACAAUUUGUUCGUAAAAGAAACGAAAAUGAGAGCUUUGAUAGUUAUAAAAUGGAAAAAGUAUUGGACAAUUCUGAAUCAAAAUCAUGUGGGAAUGAAAUAUGUGAAAAUGAAUCUGAUGAAAAGAGAAACAAAGAAAAUUCGCCAGAGCCUGAGCACGCGGUCGCGAGGGCUCGCGGUGAUGGAAACUCUGACGACGAAUCAACUAAUGUCGAGGAGGAUCCUGAACUUGCUGAACUUGCUAAAUUGAGAUGUCCUAGCGAAAGAACCGAGGUACAAGCUGAAAGAGAAGCUAAAAGAAGAAAAAGAUGCGCUGAUUAUCCUGGAUUAGCCUUUGGAUGGUCUAUAUUCUCCAGCGAUACAAUGAUGAAAUUCGGUCUCAUAAGGAACGAAUUGCAGAAUAUUAUGGGAAACCAGCUAAAACGGGCUGAGUCCGAAGUAGCCGCUCUGAAUCGUCGUAUCCAAUUGUUGGAGGAAGAUCUCGAGAGAUCGGAGGAACGCCUUGCAACGGCCACUGCUAAAUUGGCAGAGGCGUCGCAAGCAGCGGAUGAGAGCGAACGGAUACGCAAGGCACUCGAAAACCGUACCAAUAUGGAAGAUGACCGGGUAUCCCUGCUGGAGCAGCAGCUAGCACAGGCUAAACUGAUCGCCGAGGAGGCGGAUAAAAAAUACGAGGAGGUCGCCAGAAAACUAGUCAUGAUGGAACAAGAUCUCGAGCGCGCCGAGGAGAAGGCGGAACUUUCAGAAGGGAAGAUCGUUGAGCUCGAGGAAGAAUUACGCGUAGUUGGCAACAAUCUGAAAUCCCUUGAGGUCUCCGAAGAGAAGGCGACACAGAGAGAGGAGACUUUCGUGGGCCAGGUGAAGAUAUUGGAUAGUCAAUUGAAAGAGGCUGAGGCUCGUGCCGAGUUCGCGGAAAGAUCGGUGCAGAAAUUGCAGAAGGAGGUCGACAGGCUCGAAGACGAGCUCGUACACGAGAAGGAAAAGUACAAAUACAUCUGCGACGAUCUGGACCUCACCUUUACCGAGUUGAUCGAGAAGAAUUAAUUAAUAAUCAGUUCUCUUAUAUGUUCAUCAACUAUGUCCAAAUAAUUGGCCGGGCUUGUGCAUCUACAAACACGAGCGGAUACGUUAUCAUGGUCAUUUCGUGAAAUCAGCCGAUUCGCUUAUAUUAUUAUUAUCAUUAUUAUUAUUACUAUUAUUAUUAUUAUUAUUAUUAUUAUUAUUAUAUCCAAAUCUGUAUUGUUGCACCUAAAACAUAUACGUUCCGCGUUCCUUCGCGUUCGAUUCCCUUUUUUUGGCUUCCUUUUUUAUUUAAUUCGAUUAAUGACUUUAUUCUCAGGUUUAUAUUUAUCCCUUAUAUUUUUUUUCUAUUUUUUCUGUUUUUCUUUUUUGUAAAUCGCUCGACGAUCCUAUAUUCUAGAUAAAAAUUAGUCGAAUCACUCGUUUAUAACGAUUCCAUUGCGAUUCCGCGAUAAAACGUAUUCGGUAAGUACUCAUUUUCGAUGACACGCGAUUUUCUUUAUUCGCUGCGAAACGUUGACAUCGAUUCUUGUAACCAGGCAAACGGGCAAAUAAAAUUUUAGCUUUAAAGCCACUGUCUUUUUUCAUUGUCAACUAUUAUACUAUUAUAAAUUAUGUUCUAAGAACACUAACUAUGAGUUUCAAUAAAGAUAUAUAAAUUA
Molecule: messenger RNA, 2578 nt
Organism: Apis laboriosa (Himalayan honeybee)
Lineage: Eukaryota; Metazoa; Arthropoda; Insecta; Hymenoptera; Apidae
Gene: Tm1
Product: tropomyosin Per a 7.0102
Exons: 8
Coding region: 492-1940 (482 amino acids)
Biological process (GO): muscle contraction; actin filament organization
Cellular component (GO): actin filament
Molecular function (GO): actin filament binding
Source: RefSeq, a predicted model, not a curated record